AUGUCAACACAACUACAAGUAUCGGAUCCCAGAAGAAGGACAGCUCGUCAUAUACUGACCCCUGACAAUUUAUCAUCCGCUAUCCAAAUAACUAAUUUUCCAAAUCACUGGAAUCAAGAUACCAUUACUUCGGUCAUUGCAGGUUCUGGUCCCAUCAUAGACAUAAACGUCAAAUCAAAUCCAAGGACAGGGAAAUUGAACUCUGUAGUAUAUGAUUAUAAGACAAGCAAAGACUGUAAGCAUGCAUAUGAUGUUAUAUCUCGUAUUGGUGGACUACCAUUUGAAUUGGAGAGGAUUAUUCCACCAAACUAUAAGGAUAGGUCAGGUAUCAACAACAAAGAAGAGUUGAAACUCACUAGAGACCAUUUCCCCUGGAGUAUCAAAUUAGAUAUACCGUUUGAGAUGGUUACGGAGGUACCAAUUCCACGGAAGCCAAUAGAUGCAAUCGGCUCUCAGAAUAAUACUAGUAACAGCAGCAGUAACACCAUGACGAAUAAUGAACCAGCUCAAUUCCCAGAUAUUUUAAGUAAAGCUUCUAAGCAUUUACCUGAAAUGGUGCCUGGUUCUCUUGAGAUUAAGGAUAAUGUAUCGGAUAACUUGAGUAAGAUCCCACCUUUACAAUUAAUUGAAAUUAUUUCAAAUUUGAAAAUACUGGCCAAUCAAGAUUCUUCAAGGUGGUCUCAGAUUGAGAAUUUCUUAAAGACAAAUAAAGAUUUAACGUUGGCUGUAUCACAAGCAUUACUAGAGAUGGGUCUUAUAAAUUAUGAUGUAGUAACAAAAGUAAUACAGAAAAGAAGUUCGACCAACUUGAAUCCGAUGAUAAAUCCAGGUAUAAAUAGACCUGUGUCCGUGUCAAAUUCCAACUCCGGUUCCAACUCUAACUCAGCUUCAAAUAAUAAUAGUGUAACGGGUACUCCAUCUAUGAACAAUAAUUACCAGACACCAAUAAAUACUAUGCCUAUACCAACUACGGCAGCUAACAAUGUGCCUAUGAAUCCAAGUAUGCAACCUCGUCUGCAGAAUAAUACCAUGGGUAUGAAUGUACCAAUGGGCAUGCCACCACCGCCAUUCCAACAGCAGCAACCACAACAGAAUUUCAUGAAUAAUAGAUCGCCUAUGCCUCCAUUUAUGCCGCAACCUCAACCGCAGCCACCGGUGCCUCCUCCAUUUAUGCAGCAACCACAGCAACCACAGCACCCGAUGCCCGUUGUCCCAGCGCCUCCAGCACCAAACGCGAUCAAUAUCAACAUGGUCAAAUUGAAUCAAUUGCCCGAGAACCAGCAACAAAUGAUCAAGCAAGUGCUUUCGUUGACCACGGACCAAGUCAAGCUGCUCCCACCCGACCAGCAGGCGAUGGUAGAGAACUUCAAGAAGGAAUACUUGCUGUAG
Messenger RNA from Naumovozyma castellii, 1389 nucleotides. RefSeq names its product cleavage polyadenylation factor subunit PTI1 (gene PTI1). The record is from RefSeq and is a predicted model, not a curated record. The transcript has a single exon. NCBI's taxonomy places the organism in Eukaryota, Fungi, Ascomycota, Saccharomycetes, Saccharomycetales, Saccharomycetaceae. Bases 1 to 1389 code for a protein of 462 amino acids.